AUGGAGGCGAUGCCAGGACUAAACUUCCGUCCCGGUCAUGGAGUUCAGAAAGCCAUCUUUGAAAGGUUCGGUUGCCCUGUUUCCCCACUCGAGUUCUCUCGGACUCAGUUCUUUUUGGUUGCUUCUUUUGGUCGGUGUAAGUUUCAGUUAUCGAAAUUUUCAGUCGGUCUUCUUCUCCAGGCCACCAUUGGUGGUUCUGCCUCUGCUUUUGGUGUUUUUCAUCUAGCCCCUAGAGUUUUUCGCUUCUCUGUUUCUUCCAGAAGCGUUGGCUUCCAUGUUUCCAAGCUCAUCAGCUUUGAGUGUGCUGCAUACAAAGUAUACUUCCACCUUUGGAGCCAUGGUGGUCCGCGUUGGCAAUCAGAACUUGCAGCUUUUACCAAAGAAGAAGAAGACUCUUGGUCAGAGGCUAGAAAGCAAGCUAAGGGUAAAGCUCAACGCUCUUUUGCUGAGAUUGUGAAAUCAGGCAUUCUAACUGGGGCCAAUAGCAUUCCAUUGCGUCGAUCAGCUUUUGAUCGUCUCAUUUUUCCAGCCACCGCAAAUAGUUCUUCUCAGGCGACGGCGACGGCCACCGUUUCCCGACCCACUCAAGCGAAGGUUCACUGGGGGUCAACAGUCUUCCAGAACUGUCAGAAACCAGGGUCAAAUGGUCAACAGACCUUUGAAUUUGAAUUUAAGCUUAAACAAUGGCCAACCCCCAACCACCCAGUAUCUAUCACGCAGAGCAAUUCCUGGGAUAUGUUCUCGUUGCCUCUCAGACAGACACUCAAGAAGCCAGUGCAAAUCUCUGAUAAAAUGCUUCCAGAAGCAUAUUGCUGA
Molecule: messenger RNA, 816 nt
Organism: Miscanthus lutarioriparius
Lineage: Eukaryota; Viridiplantae; Streptophyta; Magnoliopsida; Poales; Poaceae
Source: the annotation of a GenBank genome assembly